Messenger RNA from Oncorhynchus masou masou (cherry salmon), 1713 nucleotides. Its product is annotated as collagenase 3-like. The coding region runs from base 31 to 1425 and encodes 464 amino acids. Gene Ontology annotation, biological process: extracellular matrix organization; collagen catabolic process; proteolysis. The record is from RefSeq and is a predicted model, not a curated record. NCBI's taxonomy places the organism in Eukaryota, Metazoa, Chordata, Actinopteri, Salmoniformes, Salmonidae. The transcript is spliced from 10 exons. Gene Ontology annotation, cellular component: extracellular matrix. Gene Ontology annotation, molecular function: zinc ion binding; metalloendopeptidase activity.
CUGAGCUGGACACCUCCAAGACAAGACAAGAUGGAAAUCACAGAUUUACUGCUCCUUCUGGUGGUUGCUCAGUCAUUUGCUAUGCCUCUAUCAUCACUGGAGGAGACUAAAAAGUGGCUAUUAGCCGAGAAAUACCUCCGCAGGUUCUACAACCUUCGUGCUGGACUUCAGGGAACAAAGACCGACAGGACUUCAGACGCCAUGCAGGCUAAGAUCAGGGAGAUGCAGUCCUUCUUCAACCUCCAGGUGACGGGGAGCCUGGACGCUAACACCCAGGAGCUGAUGAGCAUGGCCAGGUGUGGUGUCCCUGACGUGGAGGAAUACAACCACUUCCCCCGACACCUGAAAUGGCAGAACACCAGUGUGACCUUCAGAAUAGUGAAUUAUACUCCUGAUCUGAAGAAGGCUGAUGUGGACAGAGCUAUCCGUAACGCCUUCAGCAUCUGGGCUGACGUCACUCCUCUGACCUUCAACAAACUGCAUGAGGGGAAGGCUGACAUCAUGAUUUUAUUUGGGAAAAAAGAACAUGGAGACUUCAACCCCUUUGACGGCCCUGACGGUCUCUUAGCCCAUGCUUAUCCCCCUGGCAGAGACAUUGGAGGAGACACACACUUUGAUGAAGAUGAACAUUGGUCAAAAGACUCAGACGCCUACAACCUUUUCCUGGUGGCCACCCAUGAGUUUGGCCAUGCCCUUGGCUUGUCCCAUUCUACUGAUCCUGGGGCUCUGAUGUACCCAGUCUACUCCUACAGCCAGGGUUACCCACUGUCUGAAGAUGAUAUCACCGGCAUUCAAGCUCUUUAUGGCCCGAACCCCAGGCACAGGAAAGUGAAGCCGAAGCCAGAUGCCCCUAACAAAUGUGACCCUAUGUUGAGUUUUGAUGCUGUUACUGAGCUCAGAGGAGAAACAAUCAUCUUCAAAGACAGGUUUUACUGGCGUCUCCAUCCCCAGUUGGCAGAGCCUGAGCAAACCCUGAUCAAAUCCACCUGGCCCUCCCUCCCCAACAAAGUGGAUGCUGCCUAUGAGUACCCUGAGAAAGACAUAGUCUUCAUAUUCAGUGGUAUUAGAAUAUGGGCUCUGAAUGGCUAUAACCUGGUGGAGGGCUACCCCAAAUACAUCCAUAAACUGGGACUCCCCAAGACCGUGCGGACGGUGGAUGCUGCUGUGUACAUCCCAGACACCGGCAAGACACUGUUGUUCUCUGAGGAACAUUACUGGAGUUAUAAUGAGAAGACUAACACAAUGGACAGCGGCUUCCCAAGAUCCAUUGAGAUGGAUUUCCCUGGAAUGGCAGAGGAGGUGGAUGCUGCUGUAUAUCAAUAUGGAUAUUUGCAUUUCUUCCAUGAACACACACAAUUUGAAUACAGCUACAGUGCAAGGAAGGUCAUUCAGAUUGUUAGAACAAACUCCUUUCUCAACUGCUGAUCCACUGGUGGAGAACUACUGUUAUGUUAUGGGAAACAUAGCCCAUAGGUCAUUUGUGCUGGACACCUGCUUGUCAUUGUUAUUUCUAACUCAUCUCAAAGGAUGCUGGAAAAUGUUAUGUAAAAUGGAUGGCUUAGGCAUCAAACUAAUGCAGAAACCAUUAUACUGGGUCUUGAUUUAUGGUGGCACAAUAUUCACAUCACUUGUUGUAAUAUUGAAAUAGAAAUCACUCUGUUAUACUGUAUAAUACUGUAAUUGCAUCUCUCUCGAGAUAGAAAUGUUACUUGG